GAAAAAGAAAAAGAAAAAGAAAAAGAAAAAGAAAAAGAAGAAGAAAAAGAAAAAGAAAAAGAAAAAGAAAAAGAAAAAGAAAAAGAAAAAGAAAAAGAAAAAGAAAAAGAAAAAGAAAAAGAAGCAAAGGCAAAUAAAAGGGAAAAGAAGAAGAAAAAAGGAAAAAAAAUAUACAAAGAAGAAAUAAGAGAGACCGAAGAAUAAAAAUUAAAGAUAAAUCGAAAUAUAAAAAGGAAAAGAGAAACGAGAAAGGAAACAGGAAAAAAUAUUGCAAAGCGUGGGAGAUUUGAUAUAACAGCUAAGAUGCUUACAUUAAUCCCCGGCAAAUUUACCAAUGGAUUAUGCUAUGGUGGAAGCAGUCCAAGUUCUGCCCCCAUUGAUGUUUCUUAA
Molecule: messenger RNA, 390 nt
Organism: Anastrepha obliqua
Lineage: Eukaryota; Metazoa; Arthropoda; Insecta; Diptera; Tephritidae
Exons: 3
Source: RefSeq, a predicted model, not a curated record